UUCAAUAAAUCUAAAAUAUAAACAAAAGUCUUAUGAGGUUAUUAUUAUAAUAUGUGAGUUAUGGACGGGGGCGACAGGAUUCUAGUAGCCGCUGGGCUGACAGCGGCGGUCGUCGUGGGGGCCUUUGUUUUGUGGGGUCCCGGAGGAGCCCCGAAGGUCCGCAAGCGUCGGGGGCAGAUCGCAGGGCUCCAGAACCUCGGCAGGACAUGUUUCCUCAACACCAUGCUGCAGGCGCUAGCCGCCUGCCCCACGUUCAUAGAGUGGUUGAGAAAAUACGCGAAGUCUGAUGGCCCCAAUAGUAUGAUUACAACACUCUACACUGUCAUAGAAGUUGUGAAUGGAACUCAUGAAUCAGCUCGAGGCACUCCGGUAUGUCCUCUGGGAGUGCUGCAGGCUCUGCGGGCGGCUGGCUGGGUCGUGCCGGCCGACCAGCAGGAUGCUCAUGAGCUGCUGCAUGUCCUCCUAUCCUGUAUUGAGGAGGAAACUCAAGCUAUGUCUAAGAAGCCGGGGUGUCUAUCAGACGCGCUGGGUCUAGGCGGGUCGCGGGCGUGGUCGGCGCUGGCGUCGCCCGCGUCGCCGCCGUCGCUGUCGAUGACGUCAUCACGGGAGGAGGAGCCCGGGCGCCCCGCCCGCCCCGCCUCCGCCGCGCCCCCUGGAGAACCGGAGCUCAUUAACCAUGUUUUUUCAGAUGAGACUCCGGGCAAGCUAUCGCGUGGUGUUUCACGUUCGUUCUGCCACCUGGGCGCGCUGUCGCGGCGGUGGGCGGGGCUGACCGCGCGCCCGCCCCCCGCGCCGCCCACGCGCGGGACGCUCGCCACACGGACUGUAUGCACCGUGUGUUCAUACAAGAGUCCAGUUCGUUAUGACAAGUUCGACAGCAUAUCACUGUCGAUGGCCAAUGCCACUACUAACUCGUCAGGGACGUACAGCUUAAAUGGUCUGUUGCGCGCGUUCACGGCGCCGGAGAUGGUGAAGGGUGUGCGGUGCAGCAAGUGCAGCCCCGACGACGCGCCCAAGUCAGAACACGCGUACACCAAACACAUACGGACCGUUAGCUUUGGGAAGCUGCCGGCGGUGCUGGUGCUGCACGUGGCGCGCGUGGAGUGGCGCGGCGGCGGGCCCAGCAAGCGCGCCGAGCACGUCGCCUUCCCCGAGCUGCUGAGCCUGGCGCCCUACACCGCGCCCCGCACACAGGAGUCGUCGCCGUUUGCGGGCGCGCCGCUAACUGUGGCGGGAGCGGGCGCGGCGGGGGGCGGGGCCGGUGGCGGGGCGCGGGCGCAGUUCCGGCUGGCGGCGGCGGUGCUGCACGUCGGCGGCCCGCGCUCCGGACACUUCGCGACUUACCGCCGAGGCAACGGCUUUGAGAGCAAACGAUGGUGGUAUACGUCAGACACGCUGGUCCACGAAGUUUCUUUGUCGGAGGUGCUUCGUUGCUCCGCCUACAUGCUGUUCUAUGAGCGCACCGGCGAGCCUCCGCCCAUCACCACACACUUCUAAAGCGGUUUGCGACCCCUGACACUGCACGACAGCUGCUGAGUGACACCACUGGUGUCACACACCUGACGAAUGACGCGCCAGAUGGUUUCAAAUACCUGACAUGUGACGCGCCCGAUGGUGUCACACACCUGAUAAGUGACACGCCUGAUGGUGUCAAACAUCUGACAUGUGACGCACCCGAUGGUGUCAAACGCCAGACAUGUGACGCGCCCGUUGGUGUCAAACACCUGAUAUAUGACGCGCGCUAUGGUAUCAAACACCUGCUAAACCACGCCUACCAAUAUGCGAAGCUUGCUGAAUACGCUACAUUCAGUGGCUUGUGUCAUUACAGUAGUGGUGAAUAUAUGUUAUCCGACAGAUUAUACUGUAUACUGACAAUAAUUUAUUUGGUUGCUGGCAUACUAAUUUUUAUUUUUGUGCAAGUGUUACUUGAUACAUAACAAGUGUAUACUUUGUGUGCAUGACAAACGGCACGAUUUUCGACUCGAAUUAGUAUUUUAGAGGCUAAAAGAAAAAAAAAGUUUAUCAUACAAUUGGUUUUUGUUAUAAAAAACGUAAGGACUUUUAAAUAUGACAAACAUUAAACACCUACUUGUUUGUUAAAAUCACAUUUUGAAAAAAUCUGUGCCAUAAUAUUAUUUAUCUUCUCUUGAUAACUUUUUCAAUAUUAAUAGUAUCGUCUGUCAAGAAAGUGAAGAAAUUAAAAUGUGGCAACAUCGU
This is a messenger RNA of Aricia agestis (brown argus), 2217 nucleotides long. RefSeq names its product ubiquitin carboxyl-terminal hydrolase 30 homolog (gene Usp30). Gene Ontology annotation, cellular component: nucleus; cytosol. Lineage: Eukaryota; Metazoa; Arthropoda; Insecta; Lepidoptera; Lycaenidae. The record is from RefSeq and is a predicted model, not a curated record. Gene Ontology annotation, molecular function: cysteine-type endopeptidase activity; cysteine-type deubiquitinase activity. The transcript is spliced from 9 exons. Gene Ontology annotation, biological process: protein deubiquitination. Bases 61 to 1497 code for a protein of 478 amino acids.